AUGCCGCAGAUUUCAGGUCGAACCGCUCUUAUCACCGGUGUCAAUGGCAUCUCGGGGCAUGCGAUUGUCGAGCACCUCAUUCGUCAGCCUAGAUCCGAAUGGGCAAAAAUCGUGGUCACAUCCCGCAAGCCGCUGCCGCUCCAUUGGCUCGACGACCGAGUGGAGUUCUUCCCGCUCGAUCUUCUUUGGCCCGAGGAGAAGAUCGUUGCUGCGAUGAAACCAUACUGCUCGGAGGUCACCCAUGCAUUCUUCACAUCCUACGUGCACACCGACGAUUUCCCGCUGCUGCCAAAGUACAACAUCCCACUCUGGGAGAACUUUCUGUCCGCUUUGGAAACGGUUGCAGGCACCUCGCUUCAGAGAGUAUGCCUUCAGACGGGAGGAAAACACUACGGAGCGCAUCUUGGCGUGCCCACCCGGGUUCCAUACGAGGAAGAUAGCCCUCGUUAUGAUGAUAAAGGCGAAAACUUCUACUACGUCCAGGAAAACUUUUUGUUCAAACGGCAAAAAGAGGCAGCAGCCAGAGGCCACAACUGGCAUUACAGUAUCAUCAGCAGACCUAAUGGCAUCGUUGGCUUCACGCCCGCCGCCAACGGUAUGUCCGAAGCCAUCACAAUGGCCUUGUACUUCCUGAUCAGCAGAGAGCUUGGCCAGAAGGCUGAGUUCCCCGGUAAUGACUACUUCUACAACUGCGUGGACGACUGCUCCAGCGCAAAGGGUAUCGCCGACAUCUCAGUGUGGGCGAUGACCGAAGAGCACACCAAGGACGAAGCAUUCAACUACGUCAACGGCGACACCUAUGUCUGGAAACACCAUUGGCCGCGCAUCGCCGCCUACUUUGGCGCAGAGCCGGGUUCCCCGGUCGAGAGCGCAGAGUCCUUAAAGGGCGGCACAGCCAUGAAGCACACCUUCAUGAUGAGCGACUGGGCCUCAGACAAGCGCGCGGUCUGGGACGCCGUCGUCGACAAGUACGGCGGCAAGAAAGAAGCGUUCGACUGGGGCACGUGGAAGUUCUUCGACUGGACCACGGGAAAGAAUUGGCCGACGCUGAGUUCCAUGUCCAAGGCACGCAAGUUCGGCUACCAGGGCUACAUUGACACGUAUGACUGCUACGUCGAAACCUUCCGAGCUGUAAGUUCCUUCUAA
Messenger RNA from Boeremia exigua, 1146 nucleotides. RefSeq lists its product as uncharacterized. Bases 1 to 1146 code for a protein of 381 amino acids. The record is from RefSeq and is a predicted model, not a curated record. The transcript has 4 exons. Lineage: Eukaryota; Fungi; Ascomycota; Dothideomycetes; Pleosporales; Didymellaceae.